AUGCUCAGGCGCCGGCUCGCGCUCUGGGCGGCUUCCAUAGCUGCCAUACACACAGCCACAGCCUCAGCAGUCCCCUUCCACGAACUAUUCCAACGCCAGUCGCAGCAAACACAAACAUCAUCAACCUGCGCCCCCAACUGGAACCGGUGCAAAAACCCCGACUUCCCCGACUACUUCUGCUGCGGCGCCAGCACCACCUGCAUCGCCCUCGCCGCCAACACCACCGUCCUCUGCUGCCCGGCCGGCUCCGACUGCCUGCGCAUCCAGCCAGUGCCCUGCAACCUGCAGCUGCAAGAUGGCAAGCUAAACCCGGAUGCCGUCAUCAAGACCACCGCGCUGGACGGCAAGCUCGGCAAGUGCGGCGACCAGUGCUGUCCCUUUGGCUACUCGUGCGUCGACCGCUUAUGCGUGCGCGAUCGUAACCAGAACGCCGCGCCGAUCGGGACGGGCGGGGGCAAACCCAGCGCUACCACAACGACAAAAGGCGGCGCCAACCCGACAUCAACGGGCACCGGUGAUCCCACAGCUAACCCAACCGGCGGUAACUCCUCCGACAACAAUAACAGCAACAGUAACAGCACCCCCGUAGCAGCCAUAGCAGGCGGCGCCACAGCCGCGGGUGUCAUCAUCAUCGGCGCCGCCGUCCUAGCCUUCAUCUUCUUCCGCAAACGAAACAAAGACUCUGGCGAGAAAGGAAACCGUCCAGGGGGUAACAGCCCCCCCAAACUCUCCCGCUCCACCUCCUCCUUCGGCAACCUCAUCAGCAACCCCAUCGUGGCCGACAACAGUUUCCGCACCGACUUCGCCCGUGGCCCGGGGCCGCGCACCCCACCGGAGGAUCCGGAUUCUGUUACCGGGGCGUUGAUUGAUUCGAGUGUGAACUCCCCUGAGGCGGGGGCUGGUGCGGGCGGUGCUAUGCCGGCUGUUCCGUUGGCUGCUGCGUUGGCGGGACACCAACAACAGCAAGGGGCAUACGGCGGAUACGGCAACCUCGACCCCGGACCCGGUGCCGGACCACCACCGCAACAAGCGCAACAGCAACUCCAACCGGGGCAGCAAGAUAAAAGAGAGAGAGAACCCAGCUCGGUAAGCAUCAACGUCUUUGCCGAUCCGAAUAUUACACCCGAUCGUACACCGGAGACAAAUGCGGAUGAAUACACGCAAAUGACCUCUUUCACGCAGAUGUUGGAUAAGGCGGAUUUGGGGGGCAUGGCGAGGGGGGAAUCGUUUUUGGAUGCUUAUGCGGAUGAUCAUGAUGAUGGGCGAGGGAAUGGGGGGCUGGUUCCGCCUGUGCCGAGGAGGUGA
This is a messenger RNA of Dichotomopilus funicola, 1305 nucleotides long. RefSeq lists its product as uncharacterized. Lineage: Eukaryota; Fungi; Ascomycota; Sordariomycetes; Sordariales; Chaetomiaceae. Bases 1 to 1305 code for a protein of 434 amino acids. The record is from RefSeq and is a predicted model, not a curated record. The transcript has 3 exons.